Molecule: messenger RNA, 2993 nt
Organism: Oryza sativa Japonica Group (Japanese rice)
Lineage: Eukaryota; Viridiplantae; Streptophyta; Magnoliopsida; Poales; Poaceae
Product: transcription factor GTE10
Source: RefSeq, a predicted model, not a curated record
CAUAAUUGUUCAGAUUCAUAGUUAAAAAUACUUAUAUUUUAGGAUUGCUUAUAUUUUGGGACGGAGGGAGGGAGUAAUGAUGUAAUUUAGGAAGAACACUCGUACAUAUGGAACGCAUGCAGUUCUUUGUAAAUUUACAAGAAUAGUCUCGUGGAACGCAAGUAAUGGAUCAACCAAAAUACUAAUCCCCCUCGUACCUCAGCACAGUCCUCAUCGCCUGGUGUACAUGCGUGCAUCUUUCAUAUAAUCGCGGAAAAGCCACGACACUUGUUUUUAAGUGCUCAAGUUGUAUAAAAGUUGGAUGUGAGCGAUAUCUUUUGUAAUAUUUAGAAUAUUAUCUAAAAACAAUAUGUUUAAAUGUAUGUUGGGGAAUAAUUUCAUCAGAUUAUAUUUUAACCAUAUUUAAUAAAUAUAUUCGAACAUAAAUUUUUAUCGGUCAAUUUUCUUGUUUCUGACUUUAUUUGCUUGGGUGCGUGCUGAAGAAUGUGGUGUUCUUAUCUCCGAUUCUCUUUCACAAAUUUUAACCAUCAUUUUUUUUUAUUUUACAUAGAUCAAGACGAAUUGUAUGAUUGUUUCCGGUGUGUUUUUUCAAAAAAAAAGAGCAGUUUUUCUUUUCAUUUCGUAAAUUUCAGUCACUUUUUAAAAACAAAAAAGUACUCCAUACAGCUUAAUUUUGGAAAAUUCAAAGUUCAGCAUAAUUACAAAAAAGCUUAGGACAAACGACUCGCCCUUGCGAUUUUGCGAAUGAUAAACGAACGGUUUCAUUUCACAGACGCUUCACUUCGCUCAGCUGUAGUAGACAUCGAGUUUGAGUCGGACUCCGACUCCGAGUCCCAUUCGGUACCCCUCCAUCCAUAAAUCUCGUUUCGUCCUCGCCCGCCGCCUCCGCUUCCCAUUCCCGCCGCCCGCUUCCUCCACCUGAUCCUUCGCCCUCGAUUCGCUGCACUUGAUCCGCCGCUGCGCCGCCUCUCGAUUCGAUCCAUCUCUGUGCCCUAGCUACCCUCGCAGCAGAGUCCACUCCACCCGAGGUGCGACAUGGCCGUCGGGAUGGCGCCUCCUCCUCCCACGGCCGCCGCGCUGCCGUCCCGCCGCCGCCUCAGGGAGCGGAUCCAGUCGGAGCGCCAGGUGGUCGGCGGCCUCCUCAAGAAGGCGGAGGCCUUGGUGGCCCGCGCCAAGGAGGACGUCCAUGGCGGGCGCGCCGCGGCGGCGCACUCCGAGGCCUGCGCUCUCCCUCGCCGCGGCCGUUUCUUGCGUCGUCCGGAGGCCCGACCGGAGGCGGAGGCCACCGCCGCGAUGGACGGGGCUGCCUCUCCCCGCAAGAAGAGGCGGAAGGCGGCGACCUCCGCGAGCUCGAUCGUGGAGGUGGAGGUGAUCGAGCCGACCAUGCCCAAGGCGCAGAGGGACCGCCUCUACGGCCUCCUCUCCUCGCUGUCGGCGGAGAUGCCAUUGCCGCCGCACAUCGUGGCCUUGAUGCAGAGCCAGUGCUGCUGCGUCGUGGACCCUAAUGGCGAAGAGAUGGAUGUGGACCUUGGCUCCGCGAAGGAUGCUGCCUUGUUCCAGUUGCUGAACCUGCUCGAGGAAUUCGCUCAACAGCAGACCACCAAGAUUCAGCCACGGCUGGCGGAGGAGCAAGAACCGCCCAAGAUCGAGGCACCCGACGCCACCAGCCGCUCGUCGUCGAUCUGCCAACUGAUGGAGGACGGCGAGGUCGCCGAUGAGGGCGCGGACAUGGACAUGGACAUCUGCGGCGGCGUCUCUCCCCUGGUAGUGGACAAGGUUCAGUUCUCGCCGCUUCCGAAGCAAGAAGAGGAUGAUGAGUUGAUCAACACCAGCGGCGGCGGCGGCUUCUCUCUCCAAUCGCCGCCUGCCAAGCAACAAGAGGAAGAAUUCGUCCGCGAUGCCUCCCCUGUUGCAGUUGACAAGUUCCCUCAAACUGAAUCUCCUAGCUCGAGCACUGGCUCCUCUUCUGGAUCGUCAUCAUCUUCAUCUUCGAGCGGUGGCUCAUCUGGAUCAUCCUGCAGCGGUUGCUCCUCUUCAGGCAGCGACUCUAACGAUGACGGAGACAGUGCGAGCAGCCGCCCUGAUAACUCUGAACUUCCCACUGAAGCUGCAGCGAAGCCAUUGGAGCAGCAGCAGGUCACAGUCUGCGGCGGCGUCUCUCCCCUGAUCGAUGAGUUCUCGCCGCUUCCGAAGCAACAAGAGGAUGACGAGUUGAUCGACGUCACUGGCGGCGUCUCCCCUGUAUCAGUCAACAAGUUCCCAGAUUCUCCUCGCUCGAGCAGCAGUGGCUCUUCCUCCUCUUCCAGCAGCGGUUCGUCCUCCUCCUCGUCGGAAAGUGACUCAGACGACGACGGCGACAGUGCGAGCAGCAAGCCAGACACCGCAGAUCAUCCCACUGAAGCUGAGGCGCCGAAGCUUCAGCCAUUGGAGCAACAUGAGGUCGCGGAGCAAGACAAGAAGCUGAUCGCCGAGAGAGCAGCAUCUCCGAACACCGAGAUGCAGGAGCUGAUCGCCAGGGCCCAGGAGAGGCAGAAACUCCGGCUUGAGCUCGAGAGGAAGACGGCGCGCGAGCUCGAGAGGAAGAUGGCGCGCGAGCAGCUGCAGGAGAUGGAGAGGACGGCACGGCCGGUCUACGACAGCAUCGACCCCAGUGUCAUGAAGCAGCUCGGGAUCUCCGGCGAUGCGCAGUACAUCGUCAGCCCGGUGAAAUCUCGGCACAGCCUGCAUCGGCGCGGCGGCGGCGGCCUGCUACAGAAGCUCGGCUUCUUCCUCAAAGAAUAGCAUGAUCCAUCAUCAAUGGUGUCUGUAAAGCUCUGUAGGUUUCUUGUCACAUUGGGAUCAUAUGCUCUGAGCCUCUGACAAUGAUCUCAUCAGUUGCUUGCUCUCAAGCCUUUGAUGUACUUAAAACCAUUGAUUAGCUUGCAGCUAAGUUAUGCUGUACAUGUGUCUUGUAUUAUAUCUGAUUAUAUGAAAUUAUGAAUCGUCUUAAACAA